GAUAGUUGAUGAUGUCAAUUGGUCUUUGGUCGUGUUUUCAAUCAUCGUGUUUUCCAUAUAACGACCAGAAGAUCUCGUGGUCGACUCCACAUGGCUACCUAGCCACCCAGCUAACCAACCAACCGACCGACCAACCAACCAAUCCUGCUAGCUUCUAUUAGCCCCAGUCUGUUACAGGCUCAGAGUAUGGGCAGUGUGUUGGCUGCCGCCUCCCCCAGUCCUGCCCCAGCUGCGGCUGGAGGCAGUCAAGGGGUCCCAGGGUUGGUGUCUGUCCCUCCAGGGUUCACUAUGCCCUCAGUGUCUUCCGUCCCUCCAGCAUCUGGAUCAGACACAGCAGAUUCAGAGUCCUCGCUCCCAAACCCAGGCACAUAUGAGGAGUGCCACCGCAAAUGUAAAGAGGUGUUCCCUCUGCAGAUGGAAGGGGUACGGUUAGUGGUCAACAAAGGCCUGAGUAACCACUUCCAGGUCAGCCAUACUGUAACCCUCAGUACCCUCGGUGAAUCUGGUUAUCGGUUUGGUUCCACCUACGUAGGCAGUAAACAGACUGGACCAGCAGAGUCAUUCCCAGUUAUGGUUGGAGAUAUGGACAAUACUGGCAGUCUGAAUGCCCAGAUCAUCCACCAGCUUACAUCUGCUGUACGCUCCAAAAUAGCCAUCCAAACUCAGCAGCACAAGUUUGUGAAUUGGCAGUGUGACAUGGAGUAUCGUGGUGAAGACUUCACCUCCGCUGUAACGUUCGGAAAUCCAGACGUACUUGUUGGAUCUGGAAUUUUGGUGACCCAUUAUCUCCAGUCUAUCACACCAGCACUGGCUCUGGGUGGUGAGCUUGUAUACCACAGGAGACCAGGGGAGGAAGGAACUGUCACCUCCCUCUUGGGCAGGUACACAGGUGACAACUACGUAGCUACAGUGACCUUGGGAGGCGCAGGAGCUCAUGCUACAUACUAUCACAAAGCCAAUGAUCAGUUGCAGAUAGGAGUUGAGUUUGAAGCCAGCACGAGGAUGCAAGAGACCACAACUUCCUUUGGUUACCAGUUGGACCUUCCCAAAGCUAACUUGCUCUUUAAAGGUACUGUUGACAGUAAUUGGGUGGUUGGGGCAACCCUUGAGAAGAAACUGCUGCCGCUGCCUCUUACACUGGCCUUAGGGGCUUUCCUCAACCAUCGCAAGAACAAGUUUCAGUGUGGCUUCGGUGUCACCAUCGGCUAGAGGUGCGGGCGCUGCCUGGAGUGAGCUCGCAGGCCACAGCUUGGACCGGCACAGAGACACACAGUAACCUGGACUAAGUUUUAGAAAUUGGAUUCAGAGACUCUCUUUCAACUGUGAGUUCUGGGGCAGACAGAGAGACAAUGACAACUACCAAGGAGCCAGGACUGGCCAAGCCAUGCCUACAUUCUGUAGCACAAAUGUCUUUCCUUUAUGGUGUAUUGGAUAUACCCAGAGGCUAGAGGGAUGUAUAUCAGAGGGCAUCAGUGAUGCAUGAGAUCAUGUGAUGUGAAAAUCAAAGUAAGUGGUUAGAAUUAAUAUAUGGUGAUCAUGUAUGAUGGAUUGAAAUAAAUGUGAUUACUUUUUUGUAAAA
This is a messenger RNA of Acanthopagrus latus (yellowfin seabream), 1579 nucleotides long. It is a transcript of the gene tomm40, whose product is annotated as translocase of outer mitochondrial membrane 40 homolog (yeast). Gene Ontology annotation, cellular component: mitochondrial outer membrane; mitochondrial outer membrane translocase complex. The transcript is spliced from 9 exons. The record is from RefSeq and is a predicted model, not a curated record. Gene Ontology annotation, biological process: protein import into mitochondrial matrix. Lineage: Eukaryota; Metazoa; Chordata; Actinopteri; Spariformes; Sparidae. Bases 187 to 1209 code for a protein of 340 amino acids. Gene Ontology annotation, molecular function: transmembrane protein transporter activity.